This is a messenger RNA of Grus americana (Whooping crane), 1964 nucleotides long. RefSeq names its product leucine rich repeats and transmembrane domains 2 (gene LRTM2). Gene Ontology annotation, molecular function: protein binding. Gene Ontology annotation, biological process: regulation of presynapse assembly; axonogenesis; positive regulation of synapse assembly. Gene Ontology annotation, cellular component: membrane. The transcript is spliced from 4 exons. The record is from RefSeq and is a predicted model, not a curated record. Lineage: Eukaryota; Metazoa; Chordata; Aves; Gruiformes; Gruidae. Bases 600 to 1712 code for a protein of 370 amino acids.
GCACUCAGAGAGGGAUGGUGGCAAGGGGAGGAGGAGGGAGAGAGAGGGACUGACAGCGACUGCCCUUUCUCCAGGAUGGGUUGAGAGAAAUGAAAACCUCCCGAGCUCCUUCCUUUGGGUGUUUCGGAGCAGAUCCUGCCUGCCUGGCAGGGUGACUCCUCUGCACUGUCUGUGUGCGCGCUGCUGCCAUCGCAGAUGUACCCCCAGCUGUCACUUCCCUGCGCGCAGUCGCUCCCUCUCCCGCCUCUCUCUCUCUUUCCCUCUCCCCCUAUUUAUUAUUUACGGAGGAUUACAGUCCCUUUCCCACGCUGCCAUCUCGCCGUGCGGCUCCUCUGCCCUCCGUGCGGGGCGAGCAGCUGGCUAGCAGGGGCUCCUGCCAACUAGGGUCCACUGAGAGCCCAGCCAGUAACGGAGGGACCUUCUGCUGGAUUUGCUUUGGGAUUGUACUGGGUUCACUGGAAAAGCUGCCAUUCUCACAGGAGGGUCCAUCCCAGCCUGAGAGAGAACCUGUCAGGCAGGCUACAAGGUCAUUCCUCCUCCCAUUGGGGCCAGGUGCCAGGCUGGCUGGUAGAUGUGAAGACACGCUGGAGAAGACAACAAUGCUGCCUACAACUGCUGGCCACCGGUGGAGGAGCAGGUUCCUCAUGAGGUGGCAAGAGGCUUGUCUGCUCGGCUGUUGGCUGUCGCUAUGUGCUGCCGAGUCCUUCUUUGCUUGCCCUUCCUCCUGCAAGUGUAACAGUGGCAACCUGGAAGUGGACUGUAGCGGCUUGGGCCUCUCUUCCAUCCCCUCAGACAUCCCCACAAACACCAGGACCUUCCUCUUUCUCAACAACAAACUCAGCAUCCUGCCGGGAGCAGUGUUUUCCAACCUCUCUGCCCUACAGAGGCUGGAUCUAUCCAACAACUUCUUGGACCAGCUCCCUCAGAACAUCUUCAGUGACCUGGGGAACCUCACAGAGCUCCAGCUGAGGAACAACAGCAUCCGGGCCUUGGACAAGGACCUGCUACAACACACGGCCCUGCUUCGCCAGCUGGAUCUCUCCAUCAACGGACUGGCCCAGAUACCCUCGGGCAUCUUUGACGACCUGCCUGCUCUCCGCUCCCUCUCUCUCAGGUCCAAUCGCCUGCAGAGCCUGGACAGGGUGACCUUCGAACCGCUAACCAGCCUGCAGCAACUCCAAGUUGGGGAUAACCCCUGGGAAUGCGACUGCAACCUCCGAGACUUCAAGCACUGGAUGGAGUGGUUCUCCUACCGAGGUGGGAAAAUCGACCAGCUGGCAUGUACCCUGCCUAAGGAGCUGAAAGGGAAGGAUAUGCGAAUGGUACCUAUGGAGAUGUUUAACUACUGCUCCCAGCUGGAUGAUGAGAAUAGCUCUACUGUGCUGGACAAUACUGGCCCACCCUGCACUAAAGGAAGCCCAACUCCUUCCAAAUCAAAAUCGGGCCCAGAAGCAGAGGUGGAGCCCAGUGUGGGAUGCCCUCAGAAACAGCGAUAUAGGCCUGUGAGCGUGCGCCGGGCUAUUGGCACUGUGAUCAUCGCAGGGGUGGUUUGCGGCAUUGUUUGCAUCAUGAUGGUGGUGGCAGCUGCUUAUGGUUGCAUCUAUGCUUCCCUCAUGGCCAAGUACCACCGGGAGCUGAAAAAGAGGCAGCCGCUCAUGGGUGACACAGAAGGUGAACAUGAAGAGCAAAAACAAAUCUCUUCUGUGGCAUGAAACUCUUCUAGGAAGGAAGGAACAGCAAUGAACAAAGGUACCUGAGAGCAGUCAAGCAUGGGGUCCUCCCAAAUUACAUCUUCCCAGACAGACAGACAGACUGACUGUGCUAUUGCUCCACUCACCCAAGUAGUGCAACAUGCUUCUGGGGGGUCAGGGCACAUGGCUCAAUUUCUGUUCCUCUGCCCCAGGCCCAUUUUGUGCCCUUUCACCCUUGGGCCCUCCCAGACAAAUAAAGUAGAGUCAGACCUU